GCUACAUCUGCGAAAGGAAGGACCUGCUGGUGAACGGGUGUUGCAACGUGGAGGCACCCAGCGUCAAGUUGUACAGCUGCGACAGCUGCCUGCCUAGUGGAUGUUGCAGUGUCUACGAGGCCUGUGUGUCCUGUUGCUUACAGCCCAACAAGCAACAGCUCCUUGAGCAUUUUCUAAACCGAGCGGCGGUGGCCUUCCGGAAUCUCUUCAUGGCUGUGGAAGAUCACUUUGAGCUCUGCCUGGCCAAGUGCAGGACCUCCUCCCAGAGCGUGCAACAUGAAAACACCUACCGCAACCCCAUUGCAAAAUACUGCUACGGGGAGUUUCCCCCAGAUCUUCUGUCCGUGUGAAAGUGCUCGAGAAACUGACAACUCUUACAGUGAGAGUUGCCACACGGCAGAGAGAGAGAGAGAACGUGGCAACUGGCUGGUUGGAUUCCUUCGGCAGCCUCCAAACCUCACCUUCUGAAUUGUUUAGCCUGCUGCCCUGUCCCCACAGCUGCGAUGUGGAGCAAAAUGGGUGGAAAUCUACAAAUAGCUGGAUUCAAAGAUGUGCAUCGGGCUCAGGUGAAAUUUGGACAUAAGACUUUUCAGUUUCUAAUCCAUCUCAGUCACGUGGGACCACGGGUAGAUGGAAGAAGCCAUCAGAAGAGCCAAGAUUGCAAGCGGGCGUUGGAAAUUUGGAAAUUUUUUUAUUUAAGCAAUGAGAAGAUACUUGGGUUGGUGUGGUGGCCUAGAGGUGGCGCUCUCACCUCACAUUCAGCAGGUUGUGAGUUCGAUCCUAGGUAAGAGGCAG
Thamnophis sirtalis is the source of this 795-nucleotide messenger RNA. NCBI's taxonomy places the organism in Eukaryota, Metazoa, Chordata, Lepidosauria, Squamata, Natricidae. The record is from RefSeq and is a predicted model, not a curated record.